GUUGUCAGUCAGGAUUCAUCGUCGACUAGUCAGUUGUCGGAGUUUCGCUAGUGCUUAGCUCUACUCCAAGCGUUUAACCAUCCCUUUCGUGUAAUCGUAUCCUUCUUUGUUUUUUUUUUCUUUUUUCUUUGUUUUUUUUCUCCUUCUCUUUUUUUUUUUUUUUUUUUUUUUUUAAACGUUCAUUCAUCGAUCGUUAUCGUCAUAGUUGUUGUCGUUGUCGCCGUCGUUGUCGUCGUUGUUACUGUCGUUUUCUAUUUGUUGAUCGGAUCGUUCGUUGAAAUUAAAGACCGAUGUGUUUUGUUACUCUAUUAUUUAUUUAUUUAUUUAUUUAUUUUUUUUUUUUUUUCUUUCUUUCUUACUUUAUCUAUCUAUCUUUUUGCUCCCGUUUCCUUCGAAAUAUGCCAGUUAAAAGUUUGAAACUGUUACGUGAAAUUUUGUCUUAACUCUCGUUUCUGUUAUGAUACAGAUAGAGAGAGAGAGACAAGAAGUGUUGUGAAGAAGAUUAUAUACAUAUACGUAUAUACAUAUACGUAUAUACAUAUAUACAUAAGGACUAUUAUAACGAGAUAAUAACGGAAGAGAGAGAGAGAGAGAGAGAGAGAGAGAGAAAAUGCAGAAUCAAGAACAACAAGUGGGACACAUCCCGGUUACUCAACCAAAGUUACCACCAGCCUCGUCCAGUCGAAUACUUUACGAUAUACCGUGCAAGGUAUGUCGGGAUCAUUCGUCGGGCAAACAUUAUGGUAUAUUCGCAUGUGACGGAUGUGCCGGUUUCUUCAAAAGGUCGAUAAGAAGAAAUCGACAAUACGUUUGCAAGGCCAAGUCCGAGGGUGGUUGUAUGGUCGAUAAAACUCAUCGUAAUCAGUGCCGAGCGUGUAGAUUAGCCAAAUGCAUUCAAGCAGGCAUGAACAAAGACGCCGUACAACACGAACGUGGACCAAGAAACUCGACCUUACGACGUCAAAUGGCACUUUAUUUUAAGGAACCCGAUAUGAUGAGCAACAUAGUACCGCAAUCGACUGCAGCAGCAUUGGAUCUUGCUCUGCCAAAACCACCGACGGAACCUCGAGUAUCGAUAGCGCCGUCCACCCCUCAUCAUCCCCUUCCUCAUCCAAUUUAUUGCAAUAGCAUUGCUUUGCCAAAGAUACCAGUUACCAUGGCAAAUCUACCUGUUAUCCCAUUGAUACCAGCGAUCACGGCGGAAUCAGUUUGCGAGCAAGCAGCGAGAUUAUUAUUUUUGAACGUACACUGGGCAAGAGAAUUGGCAGCUGGUACGAAUCUGGUUAUCGAAGAUCAACUGGCCUUAUUGGAAUCCUCUUGGAGAGAACUGUUUCUUUUAGCGGCGGCACAAAUGUUACCUACGUUAGAUCCAACGCCUCUUUUACCACCAGGUACCCAAGGUCUUGGAUUGGCUGUUGAAGUAACACGUUUCAGGGAUACAUUGGCUGGUUUUCAUGCUAUGAAUCUCGAUCAGCAUGAAUUCGCAUGCGUAAGGGCUAUUGUCCUUUUCAAGGCCGGCCUUGACAGCGAUCCGGUAUCAAGUAGCCGAAGUAGUAGCUCUGGCUCGGCCUCUCCUAACAAUGGUACAAGGCUAAAGGAUGCAGUUGCGGUCGCAAGAUUACGGGACGGUGCACAAUUAGCGCUUGGACAAAGAUUAAGCGGUGCCUCCUUUGGUGCACUUAGGUUUGGAAAGUUGCUAUUAUUAUUGCCAACUUUAAGAUCCGUCUCUACCCACGCGAUUGAGGAACUUUUUUUCAGGCGAACCAUCGGCAUUAUACCAAUCGAAAGGAUUAUAUGUGACAUGUACAAAUCCGGUUAAAAUCAAAUUUGUAUUGAUUCGUUGUGUAAUAUGUAUUGCUUAAUUAAGGGCCAAAGCGUUAAAAAAAAAAAAAAAAAAAAAAAAGAAAAAAAUAAAAGAGAGAGAGGAAAAAAAAGAAGAAAA
Messenger RNA from Vespa velutina, 1942 nucleotides. It is a transcript of the gene tll, whose product is annotated as nuclear receptor subfamily 2 group E member 1. Gene Ontology annotation, biological process: cell differentiation; anatomical structure development; positive regulation of transcription by RNA polymerase II. The coding region runs from base 611 to 1819 and encodes 402 amino acids. Lineage: Eukaryota; Metazoa; Arthropoda; Insecta; Hymenoptera; Vespidae. The transcript has 4 exons. Gene Ontology annotation, molecular function: zinc ion binding; nuclear receptor activity; RNA polymerase II cis-regulatory region sequence-specific DNA binding. The record is from RefSeq and is a predicted model, not a curated record.